Amblyraja radiata (thorny skate) is the source of this 1633-nucleotide messenger RNA. RefSeq lists its product as uncharacterized. The record is from RefSeq and is a predicted model, not a curated record. The transcript is spliced from 5 exons. Lineage: Eukaryota; Metazoa; Chordata; Chondrichthyes; Rajiformes; Rajidae. The coding region runs from base 207 to 1304 and encodes 365 amino acids.
UUCAGUUCAGUUAAAUGCGCCGACUUGAUGUUCCUCUGCAUGAAACGUGUCUUCAAAUUGAAAAUUUAUAUUUCAGGAGAAGAAAGAAAAACGUCAUCUACAAAGUGAAAAGAAGUCCCCCCACCAUCUCUGAACUAGUAGCGAAGUUCGUCGAGAGGAGAAACUGAUUAACGAUUGGUGUGAUUUGAAAGAAACACUCUUCUGAUAUGUCAUCCGGGAAAAAGAUGCAAAUCUUUUCGCAGUUCAAAUGGAGAAUAGGCAAGAAACAGAAAAAGGAGAGAAAGAAAUCUGUGUCUCAAGAUGAUAUAGAUUGUGAUUUCAGUCAAUUUAAACAAGAACCCGCGUCGUUUUGGAGAAGCAGGUCAGAAGAUUCGGGGCUGGACUUAUCGAGCCCUACUUGCCUGUAUCAGAAGAGGGCAUCAUCUGACGUACAAGAGGACAACUCCGAACACAGCAGGUACACCUCAAACAGUUCCAGCCUCUACUCUUUCUUGUCGUGCGACAGCAGAUCGGGACUGUACGAACGAUCUCUCAGCUGUGUCGCCCUCUCGGAUGGAGCGAGUGAAAGUAAAAUGGGGCUGUCCCCCAUAGAUGAUGAAGUCUUCGAGAUGAACAAUGUACCUCCUUUACUUCGUGCACCUCCAUCCCCAAAACUAUCGGGCAACUUUGCAAAGCUGACUGUACUCGCAAAGGCCGACCCCACGGUCACUGAUGUCUACAAGAGUAAGAUAAAAAAAGAUGGCUGUGAAAUAACUUCAAAUAACUGGUGUAAGAAAACCAAAUGGAAUACGACAGAGGAACCUGCAAUCUUGGAGAAAGUUGGGCGCAACAAGCUACUCAGCCAAAAUAAGCUGGAGACCAAGUUCAGACCCAGCGCUUCCAGUGAAGAGAUGAGAAUGGGAAUGCUGUUCCGAUUGUGCAGCUUGAUGGAGAAAAUUACUGAGCUGGAGAGAGAACGUCUGCAACUUCUGAAGCAAAACCAUGAACUUCAGGACCAACUAUCUGAAAGUCAACGAGCUCAAGUCAUGUUUCUCAGCUGCUGUACCUGCGUUGCUGGGCCUGGACUGAAUGCCCCUCAAACUGGCACACAACCCACCAGCCUCGCCAGGCCGCCAGUGACAAGGAGACAUCCGACACCACAGACAGGGAGCGGUCGAGUUGCCUUUGGGUCACCUCCAGAAGUCGACGUGGAGUUUGAGUUUGGAUGCUCUCAGCAGCUACAAGAUGACGUGGUUUACACACCAGAAACGCCCGCUCGUGGGACUAUUAACGUGUUACACCACAUGUGUGUUAGUCACGUGUGAGGGUCAAUCCUCUCGGCAGCACAAGUGGAAACUGCGAUUGAUCGGUUGUCUUCGUCCAAACGUUGCUUCAGUUGUUUGUGAUGCCCGUUGGUCUACGAUCGGGUGGAAUAUCAGCUGCACCCUCUCUCCCCUGCUGAGGGUUGUACAUUCAUUAUAUUAUUUAGACACAAGCAACUGCAGAUGCUGCUUUACCAAACAAAAGUCGUUUCGCUUUUCUAUGGUGUUCACACUGAAUUGGACCCCAUAUAAAUGAAGACCGAGAUAAAAUGGUGGAGUAACUCAGUGAGUUUGGGUGGCAGCGGUAGAGUUGCCACCUUACAGCGCUUACA